Messenger RNA from Radiomyces spectabilis, 1632 nucleotides. RefSeq lists its product as uncharacterized. The transcript has 3 exons. NCBI's taxonomy places the organism in Eukaryota, Fungi, Mucoromycota, Mucoromycetes, Mucorales, Radiomycetaceae. The record is from RefSeq and is a predicted model, not a curated record. Gene Ontology annotation, molecular function: protein binding. The coding region runs from base 1 to 1632 and encodes 543 amino acids.
AUGUUCUAUUUAAGCAGCAGCAACUCCGGCCUCUUUGUUCGACAUGGACUGUGGAUCCUGUUGUGCGCAGUGGAAGCCAUCCUGGCCCAACAAUGUCUGUCGCUAGCCCAAUCCAAGGCUUGUCCUGCAUUUACCGAUUAUCAUAUAAGCAUAAAUCAUCCUGACUUUGUCAUGUUACCGUGGCUCGCCAACAUUAGUACUGUGGAGGCCUUUGACGACGCUUUUUACCAAUACGUACACUCUUUGGCAUUUUCCCGUGAUUUUCUUGGCUGCAAUACGACGGCCCUUUAUCCGCGGUAUGCGAUCACGGUGACCUGUGCCGCUAUUGUGAGCGAUGGACCGUCGUCGCUUCCUUGCAACUUUGAAAGAAACAUAUUGCCGCGGCCUCUUUGUCAAUCUACGUGUGAUGACUUUGCGACCGCUGUCGAAGCACUAGCCCAUACCGGACCUGGAUGCAGUCACCCGUUUCAGCCCAAAAAUGCAAGUCGGUUCGCCAACGUCUUGGAACGUUGCCAAGUAAACGCUUUAACGAGCGGUGCCAAGGACACUGAUUGCAUCCUUGGAAGCGUGAACGAACCUCGGAACUGUGGUUUCGGCGACAGUGAGCAAGCGCUUUGUGCCUAUUGCGAUCAACGCAACGAUAUUGCGUGCUGUCAACGACUUGCUGGAUGCGCACACGGGACAAAACUCGCUACCAAGAACAUUGUUGGCAUUGUGGUGGGUGUGGGGGGUGCAUUGGCGGUAGCCAUCGCAGGCGGUUGCUGGUAUCGGCGAAAAGGAAUCCAUCACGGCUCAUACGAACAAGCCCAUACCGGCCAUCCAUCGCUCUUUUCCCAAGAAGAAGAAGAAGAGAUCGUCAAUACUGAAGUUGAGAACAAAGGCACGAAUCCAGUCAGGCGGAAUACGACGGUUGACACUGAUGGUCCAGCGGAACCGACCAUGUCAUGGGCGGCCGUUGCCCUGAAAGAGAAGAAAUCCAUUUUCGCCGAUUCUGUUGAACCAGCGCAUCCCCAUCCGGAAGAACUCGCCAACGAUGAAAGUGGGGUAUCCAAAGUGCACAGUUAUUUGGAAGCAUUCUAUCGUGCGGUGUAUGCACAGGAACCACAACAUGCGGAUGAAAUCACCUUGGCUCAAAAUGAUAUUGUACAAGUCCAUUAUUACUUUGACGAUGGCUGGGCAUUAGGCGAUAAUAUUAUGACGGGCGAAAGAGGGCUAUUCCCAUUAUUGUGUGUUAUACGCAUGGACGCGCAGGAAGUUCAUCAAAUGUUGGAAACAGCUGAUCUUCAAAUGUUGAUGGGAGACGAAGCUGAACCGUUGUCCGAACGACGACCAUCCGGUGGACCUUAUCCGCUUUCUCCGAGUGAACUGCAGCAAUUGCGACGUUCAGCGACACUUCAUUCAAAUUAUCGAUCUCACGACGCCGUUCGCGGGAACCACGAUCCACUCCAUCUCCCGUCCCCGCGGUCUUUACCCCAGCGUUCCAUUUCCAUGCAUACCUCUUUUACACCCAAUGAAUCCCGUUUAUCAUUCCAAAGACGUUAUUCCUUUGGAGAAGAUUCCCGACAAAGCAUCUCGGCCAGCAGCCAUUUUCUGGCCAACAGCACUACAUAUCUUCAUGAAUCUGCAUUCUAA